Molecule: messenger RNA, 757 nt
Organism: Alosa alosa (allis shad)
Lineage: Eukaryota; Metazoa; Chordata; Actinopteri; Clupeiformes; Clupeidae
Product: nuclear receptor 2C2-associated protein
Exons: 5
Coding region: 68-508 (146 amino acids)
Source: RefSeq, a predicted model, not a curated record
GCAGUUCCUGUAAUCUGGAAACGCGGAUGUGUUUUGGUCCUUGGUGUGAUUGUUCUCCCAGUCCCACAUGCUGAAUCCAAAAAUGGCUGUAUCACUGAUAUGCAAUAACACACAGAGCAGAGUGAGCUCAGUCUUGAACCGAGAUGUCAAACAGUUUGGGAAGAAGUACAUGUUUGAUUCUAACGAAGAGACAUGCUGGAAUUCAGAUCAGGGCGAUUCUCAAUGGGUCUUACUGGAAUUCCCUCAUAGUGUGCGGGUGACCGAGGUAAAAGUACAGUUUCAGGGUGGAUUUUCAGGGAGGACGUGCAGAUUACAAGGUUGCCUACAGGAGAACGACUUUGCUCAGAUCACAGACUUUUAUCCAGAGGAUGACAACUCACUACAAAGCUUUCCCAUUCAGGAGGCCCCCCCAGUGCACAAGAUAAAAAUAGUAUUUGAAAACAGUGCUGACUUUUUUGGAAGAAUAAUUAUUUACUCUUUGGAUAUCCUGGGAGAAAGAAUGCAAUGAUUUUUUAAGGAAGAGAAGUACUACAGUAAAAUAACAACACUGAUUUUUUUUUACCCCAACGAAAGUUCUUUGCCGUAUCUACAGCAUGAAAAAAAAAACAAUGCUAGAAACUGUUAUGGUAAAAUAAUCACCCAUCAAGAGUGCCUUUAUUAUUUAAAGAAAAAUGUACACAUCUUUUUCACCUCCAAGGCCAACUUUAAAACCAAGCUGAUCAUAGAAAAAUAAAAUAAACACAAGUUUUGUAUUUUG